GCUCGAACAAGCGUCAGAUAUCGAGCGUUGGUGAAUACAUGAAGCGCAAAAUGGAUUUCGAUCCAGAAGAGCUCAUUGCCGCGGUUAAAAAACGACGAUUGCUAUAUGAUAAAGCUGAUGAGAAAUAUAAUGAUAGAGCAGCGAAGUAUGCCAACUGGAUGCAAGUGGCUUCGGAGAUUAUCGAAAAUUGGGACGACCUCACCAAAAGAGAUAAAGAAUUAAGAGCCAGACUGGUACAAAGUAAAUGGAAGAAUAUGAGAGAUAACAUUAGACGUGAAAUAACUAAUAAAUAUAAACCCAACCCCGGUGGCAAGAAAAAGAGGAAAUAUAGAUAUUAUAAACAAUUAGCAUUUUUAAUACCACUGUGUCAAGAAACCGACAGUAUUUCUAAAUUAAAAACUCCGAUAACGAAGGAUGAUGAUGAUGAUGAUAUAGAAGAAAUUGUAACACCAUUAACCAGGACCAAGAGACGCAGUCCUAGUAAUUCUCCUAAAUACAAAGUUGUAAGAAGCAUACCAAAUAAAAUUCCCCAGACGCCAGAACCAACAGUGAAUGUAACUGAACCAAAACCGAGUAAUUCAUGGACAGACGAAAAUGAAGUAAGAGAUUUUUGCAGAUCACUGGUACCUUCACUGUCAAAACUGGAUGACGAAGAUAGACUGUCAGCGAAGAUAGAAAUUUUAAAUGUACUCCGUAAGUUUUCAACUCCUAAACAUUUAAGGAUUAACAAUGCAACUGUCAUCGAAACACGAACAUUCAAUACAUUUCAACAGAGUUCAAACAUGGAACAGAUUAAUAGUCGAAAUAACCCAUUAUCUCCACUUUCUGCUCAGGACAUGCCCGUAGAUAAUGCAAGCAACAGAGACUCUGAUUCAAUGCUCCGUUUUGAUAUAUGUAAUGUUAAAUCAGAUAUAGAAGACGAUUAACUAAUAGAAAGAAAUCUUGCCAUUUACGAGUAAUUUCUUUUAAGUGUUUUUAACAAUAAGUGUAAAUAAAAGAUAAGUAUACAAAUUAAGAUAUGUUAACGUUUUAGAUAAAUAAAAUAAUGAUACUCUU
This is a messenger RNA of Papilio polytes (common Mormon), 1056 nucleotides long. RefSeq lists its product as uncharacterized. The record is from RefSeq and is a predicted model, not a curated record. Gene Ontology annotation, cellular component: transcription regulator complex; nucleus. The transcript has 2 exons. Gene Ontology annotation, molecular function: DNA binding. The coding region runs from base 39 to 926 and encodes 295 amino acids. Gene Ontology annotation, biological process: regulation of transcription by RNA polymerase II. NCBI's taxonomy places the organism in Eukaryota, Metazoa, Arthropoda, Insecta, Lepidoptera, Papilionidae.